AUGCUACUUAUCAUGAACAAUGUCCAACCUUCACAGCUUGUAAAAGAGCAAAGAAAUGCCACAAGAUUGUUCAAACAACUGUAUAGCCAAAUACAAACUACUCUUGCUCUUCGCGAUCCUACCAAGUUAGAUGUGAAGGAUGCAAUGGAGAGAACAUUAGCUCUUGAUAAAGCUUGUCCUCUUUCUUUGUUAGGAAGCAUGAUUGAAAAGUUCCCUUCAAAAUUUGAGCCUGCGGCCCAUUACUUACUGGCAUUGCAAGCUGCUGGGUCUGCCUUUGUAGGCCAUGUGACAGCAGGUGCAUUAGCUAGCUCAGUCAACGCAUUUGGGCAUGGUGGCAAGUUGGAAUGGUGGUUGAAAUGUACAGAAACUGUGCUGGAUUCUUCACACUUUUGGAGGAACAAUAGAAUCUACAAUUCAAGAAAGCUCCUUGGAGAAAAGCGAAGAUCGGAAAUGUUUGAAAUGAAGGUGGCCAUGAAGCUUGGAAGAAUCUUGUCACAGUGUAGAAAUCUUUCUAGAAGAUGGGGACUUGACAAUGGAUCGUGA
Molecule: messenger RNA, 543 nt
Organism: Dovyalis caffra
Lineage: Eukaryota; Viridiplantae; Streptophyta; Magnoliopsida; Malpighiales; Salicaceae
Source: the annotation of a GenBank genome assembly